AUGGCUUCGCAGGAGACCCCUGAAGUGAGCAAUACGAAGGAGUCCUCAGAGAUGACAAAGGGUCCACAUCAAGUGGCUCCUGAUCAUUCGCAGCAUGACGGCCAGGGAAAAAUCUCAACUUCUUCCGGCCUAAAGGUUCAUGGAUUCGAAAAUGAAAUGAUUUCACUGGAAAAAAUGCUUAAACGGCGACAAAGUGAGGAUGAAUUCAAGGCAAUUGCGAUCGUCGGCGGGCUAGGUGUCGGAAAAUCUACUCUUUGCCGAGCGCUUCUCAACAAGAAUGAGGUCAAAACCAGCUUCCUUCCCAGGAUUUGGGUACGCAUGCCCAAGAUUGAGAAAAGUGAGGCAGAGAAAAGUGAAGCAGAGAAAAUUAAAGCAGAGAAAAGUGAUGCAGAGAAAAUUCAAGCAGAGAAAAGUGAUGCAGAGAAAAUUCAAGCAGAGAAGGAAGCUGUCGUUAAAAGAAUGUUGGAGUGUCUUGGAGUUGACGAGAAGAUCAUUCAGAGCAUCUCCGUGAAGGAUGAUAGACGCGCCCUCGAUGAUAAGGAACGCCUCAAUGCUUUACUCUAUGCUCUGUAUCUCCAACUGAAUGGUAAGAAGUAUCUCAUCGUACUUGAUAAUGUUUGGAACGGGGAUGAUUGGUACAGAGAUUUGAGUGCUGCAAUAAAUCGUAGCUAUGAUUGGAAUGAACGUCUUGCAUAUGGAUUGCCAAAAGGAAACGGGGGAACUGUGAUUGUCACGAGCAGGAAUAAGGAGGUAGCGAAGAUGAUGGUCGGGAAGGAAGAAAACAUACAUGACCUUCUGCCACUUUGGAACCAAGAGAGCUGCUGGUCGAUAUUCACAGACACGGUCGAGAGAGAGAACCAGGUGUUGAAUUUAAAGGAUGAAGAAGAUUUGAAAAACGCAAAGAAGGAUCUUUUCAAAAAGUGCGGUGGCCUUCCACUCGCAGCAAAGAUGAUGGGGAAAACUAUGGCGGAAAAGAUCAAGAAAGACGAAGAAGAAGCAGCCAAACAAGAAGCCCUAAAAACCGGCAAGCACUAA
Messenger RNA from Carya illinoinensis, 1035 nucleotides. Its product is annotated as probable disease resistance protein At4g19060. The record is from RefSeq and is a predicted model, not a curated record. Lineage: Eukaryota; Viridiplantae; Streptophyta; Magnoliopsida; Fagales; Juglandaceae. Gene Ontology annotation, biological process: defense response to other organism. Gene Ontology annotation, molecular function: ADP binding. The transcript has a single exon. Bases 1 to 1035 code for a protein of 344 amino acids.